Torulaspora globosa is the source of this 2034-nucleotide messenger RNA. It is a transcript of the gene RRM3, whose product is annotated as DNA helicase. Gene Ontology annotation, cellular component: replication fork. Gene Ontology annotation, biological process: DNA repair; telomere maintenance; DNA replication. Gene Ontology annotation, molecular function: DNA helicase activity. Lineage: Eukaryota; Fungi; Ascomycota; Saccharomycetes; Saccharomycetales; Saccharomycetaceae. Bases 1 to 2034 code for a protein of 677 amino acids. The record is from RefSeq and is a predicted model, not a curated record. The transcript has a single exon.
AUGCUUGGUGGGGGAAACGAUGGCACCAGAGGGAAGCCGGUUCUAAGGCAAAAAACGUUGAACUCCUUCUUUAUUGCAGCGAAAAAGACGGAGGCUAGAGUCCCACCAUCCGCCGUUGCUACUAAUGCUAGUCUGCCUCCAAAAGUGACGAAAUCGGAUAGUCUUUGCAGCAUAUCUCGAAAAUCAGCUCUGUUUGAUUCGCAAGGGUCGUUUGAUGAGAGCGAUCUUGACUCAGAACUGAAGAAACUGAUAAAUCCUCCCAAGCUGAACAACCUUAAGAAAGGUCCAGUGCUGAAAAGAGCCCCUCUUCAGAAAUCUGAAAGCUUCUUGGGAACAAGCCAGGGCGAGUGGGAUGUUGGCUCUCAAAUGACGAGCUCUCUCUCUUCGAGCACCUCUUCCUUUUCGAGUGAAGACGGUGGUACAGGGUCGCUGAAAAGGUCCUUGCCUCCACGACCACUCCAAGGGCUCAAAUUAAACGCUUCGAAACGAAUUAGACCUCUGACACGAAAGUUAUCCAAUGUCGGCAAGGCUGAGGCGACUAUUAGUCUGACUGAAGAACAGCAGACGGUUCUUGAUCUUGUCCUGAAGAGGAGAGCGAGCGUUUUCUAUACUGGGUGUGCUGGCACUGGAAAGUCCAUUAUCCUGCGAACUUUAAUUGCGAAAUUACACGGCUUGUACGGGAAAGAAGCCAUCGCUAUCACGGCAUCGACGGGGCUUGCCGCUGCUACGAUUGGCGGCACCACAUUGCAUAAAUGGUCUGGCGUUGGAAUAGGCACUGGAACCGGGGACCAGCUUGUCAAGCGGCUCGAGAAGCAGCAUAACCAGUUGGCGGUUUGGAGGAAUACUAGGGUUCUUAUCAUUGAUGAGGUAUCUAUGAUCGACGGCCACUUGUUGGAUAAGCUUGAGCUCGUGGCAAGACGUUUGCGGAAGAAUGAAAAACCUUUUGGCGGUAUCCAGCUGGUCCUAACUGGAGAUUUCUUCCAGCUGCCGCCGGUACAGAAAAGAGACUCUCAGCAGGGCGAGAUGGCCGUCUUUUGCUUUGAAAGUGAAAUGUGGAAGACAUGUAUCCACCGAACAAUUCUUUUGACAAAGGUCUUCAGACAGCAGGAUGACGAGCUGGUCUGCAUGCUGAACGCCAUCCGGUUCGGCGAAGUCACUCCGCAGCUCACCCAAACCAUCAGAUACCUAAGCAGAGCAGUCUCGUAUCCGGAUGGAAUUGCUCCAACGGAGCUUUAUGCCACGCGGAGAGAGGUUGAAAGUUCAAAUGCCAGGCAACUAGCCUCACUACCGGGCGAGGCCUAUCGAUUCCAUGCCGUAGACGCGGCUCCCAAAGAAUACGUGACGCUACUGGAUUCUUCGCUCAUGGUUGAGAAAAUAGUCACUCUGAAGGUCGAUGCCCAGGUGAUGAUGCUGAAGAAUAAACCUGAAUCAGAGUUGUUCAACGGCUCUCUGGGCAAAGUCCUGUUUUUCAUCACAGAACGACUGGAGAGAGUCAUGAAAGAAUUCUACCGUCUAGUCGACGAUGACGUGAUCCUGGACAUGAGAAUAGUUAGCCGCGCCAUUGGCAAUCCGCUAAUCAUGGAGUCGCUAGAUUUCAAGCAAGAUCUCAACAGCAGACCAAUGUCGAGGCUUCCUGCGCUGGAGACGAUGAUCAACCAUGCUAAAAAAACUUCCUCCAAGGAGCCCGUUUAUCCCUAUGUUAGGUGGUCCCUAGACAACAAUAACAGGUUCCACCACGAAUUAAUGCUGCCAGAGCGUUUCCCAGUUGAUCUACCGGGCGCCAAGACCGGUCUAGAGCGUAACCAACUCCCGUUAAUGCUCUGUUGGGCCCUGUCAAUUCAUAAGGCGCAAGGACAAACGAUACAAAGACUGAGGGUCGAUUUAAGGAACAUAUUCGAAGCUGGCCAGGUCUACGUCGCUCUCUCGCGUGCUGUCUCAAAAGACACUCUACAAGUGUUGAACUUCAAUCCGAAGAGGAUUAGAGCCAAUGAAAAGGUCAAAGAAUUCUACAGAAACCUCGAAGUGCUAUCCUGA